AUGUCAAAGGCUGAAAUUCUUGCAGGUUUGAUUCUGAUCACCUUCGUGGUUUCCUCGCAAGCCAAAGUUUUCCAUGACACCCCAAGAAACUUACUGAAGAAGCGGGUGGGGAGAUUCAACCACCUAACCCGGCUCCCUCCGCCGCCGUUUGUGCCCAGAUACGACGAGCAUCAGGCGGCGUACGUCAAAGCCCACAAUAACCUCAGACGGAAAGUUGGCGUCCCACCAUUGACGUGGGACGCGAAUUUAACCGCGGCCGCGUAUUCCUGGGCACAGCAGCGCAAGGUUGAUUGCAAUUACAGGCACCAUUCUCCUGGAAAAUAUGGAGAGAAUCUCUUUUGGAUGCAAUAUUCUGAGUUUACUCCGGCUUUUGUGGUACACCGUUGGUUCAAUGAACAACAGUUUUUCGAUCAUACCAAGAAUGUUUGCCGGUGCCAUCCGGAGAAAGAUGGAUGUGAAUGUGGCCAUUAUUUGAACGUGAUAUGGAAAACCACAACAAAGGUUGGGUGCAGUGGCUCUGUUUAUUGCGACAAUCAAAAGGGUGUUUUCGUUGUUUGUUCGUAUGAUCCUGCCGGGAAUAUCAAGGGUAUGAACCCAUUGAAUCCUGUUGCUUAA
This is a messenger RNA of Fraxinus pennsylvanica, 615 nucleotides long. The record is from the annotation of a GenBank genome assembly. Lineage: Eukaryota; Viridiplantae; Streptophyta; Magnoliopsida; Lamiales; Oleaceae.